Aureobasidium melanogenum CBS 110374 is the source of this 2082-nucleotide messenger RNA. Its product is annotated as LNS2-domain-containing protein. Gene Ontology annotation, biological process: triglyceride biosynthetic process; fatty acid catabolic process. The transcript has a single exon. Gene Ontology annotation, molecular function: phosphatidate phosphatase activity. The record is from RefSeq and is a predicted model, not a curated record. NCBI's taxonomy places the organism in Eukaryota, Fungi, Ascomycota, Dothideomycetes, Dothideales, Saccotheciaceae. Gene Ontology annotation, cellular component: nucleus. The annotation marks the transcript as partial.
AUGCAAUACGUGCGCUCCUUGUCCGGCUCCGUGUCCAAGACGUGGAACUCGAUCAACCCAGCCACCCUCAGCGGCGCAAUCGACGUCAUUGUCGUCGAGCAGGAAGAUGGCUCUCUUGCUUGUUCGCCCUUCCACGUUCGUUUUGGCAAGUUCUCUCUACUGAGGCCUUACGAGAAGAAGGUCGAGUUCAAGGUCAACGAUGAGCGUCGUGACUUUCCCAUGAAACUGGGAGAGGGAGGUGAGGCCUUCUUCGUCUUCGAGACUUCUUCCAGCGUGCCCGAAGCUCUUCAAACAUCUCCCUUGGUCUCACCUGCCCAGAGUCCUGACUUCAAAUCCUCUGAAUCGAGUGCUCUGGCGGAACCCGACUCUCUUGAUUUGAACUCCUUGUCGGCUACCCUGCCAGCUGCCCCCACAUACAACCGGAGAGAGCACGCCAAAUCCGUCGCUGCAAUCAACUUCAACCCUCUCCAUCCAGAUGAAAGACGUGCACGGAGCGACAACGGCCAGGUCGAAUCUCAAGAUGAUCACGCCGACCAGUCUGCCGCCAGCGACUAUCCCAAACCUCUCCCUGCCCACCUUCAUCGCUCAGCCACCGACGAUGCCGUUCCCGCUGCGAAAGCUGCCAUAAACGCCUCCAUCAAGGCAAGCGACCCUAUAACACAACCCCUACAGUCCGAGUCUUCUCGCUCAAGGACUGACCGAUCUACAAGCCCUCCGCCCCUCUCUGGCGAAGAAGCCAUGACAAGAGCCAUCAAUCUCUCUAAAAAGCUAUGGAGUUCAAACAUUCCUUCCCAAGUCACCGACAAAGGUGACAUCAUGCUGGACAUGACGGGUUACAAGAGCAGUGAAGAUGAAGGCUUGCGCGCUGAGGUUUUGGCCAGGAGGAUCCUGUCGGAAGAGCUCGAAGGAAACUAUGACAUUGGCUCGUUGAUCGGUGCUGAUGAGAAGGGCAAUCUAUGGAUCUACAGCAGCGAAGAGGCAAAGGAACAAGCCAACCAGAAAGUCGCCCAGGGCCUGAAUGUGCUCAAUCCCGCUGGCUUCACUUCAGCCGAUGCUCUGUCAGAUCCGGGAUACCAUUCAGAUGAUUCUCGCAGCGAAACGAGUGCCACGUUCAGCGGCUCGCAUAUUCGACGAGACUCUGACAGUGCCGUAGGUCUCACAUCCGGUCCUGCCUCUGCCCAGGCCGUCGGCGAUCCCAACCGCAACUACGCAAAGACGCUUCGCCUGAGUAGCGACCAACUCAAAUCUCUGGAUCUAAAACCAGGACCCAACACCAUGAGUUUUAGCGUCAACCGUGCUACCUGUACUGCUUUCAUCUAUCGCUGGCGUUGGGAUGUGCCUAUCGUCAUCUCAGACAUUGACGGUACCAUCACCAAAUCCGAUGCUCUGGGCCACGUCCUUAACAUGAUUGGUCGUGACUGGACCCAUCUUGGUGUAGCCAAGUUAUUUACAGAGAUCUCGGCCAACGGCUAUAACAUCUUAUAUCUCACCUCGCGAGGAGUAGGCCAGGCAGAUACGACGAGGAAUUACCUCGCAAAUGUGGUGCAAGACGGAGGGUUUAAAUUACCCAGGGGCCCAACAAUCAUGAGUCCUGAUCGAACGAUCGCCGCCUUAAGACGAGAAGUCUACCUUCGAAAGCCUGAAGUUUUCAAGAUGGCUUGUCUGCGCGAUAUCAUGGCCCUGUUUACUGGAUCGGGUGGCAGCAAUAAUCCAGAUAAAGCAGGCCCUACGACCUCGGCCGAGAGCAGUAAUGGUAUCGUUGGAAGAUCAAGCGGAAAGGGCGGCUCCCCUUUCUAUGCAGGUUUUGGAAAUCGUCUGACGGAUGCGCUAUCAUAUCGCUCUGUUAACAUUCCUAGCACAAGGAUCUUCACCAUCAACUCCAACGCGGAAGUCUCGCUAGAUCUGCUAUCGUUGAACACUUACAAGACUGGUUAUGUAAGUAUGCGCGAGAUUGUGGACCACUAUUUCCCACCUGUGGGACUACUGGUCAAAGGUGGUGGUGAAGAGUUCACCGAUUUCAACUACUGGCGCGAGAAACCCCUCGAGCUUGCCGACUUUUCCGCUUCUGAGAGCGACGAUGAU